Messenger RNA from Erpetoichthys calabaricus (reedfish), 2138 nucleotides. RefSeq names its product proton channel OTOP2-like. Gene Ontology annotation, biological process: proton transmembrane transport. Gene Ontology annotation, cellular component: membrane. Gene Ontology annotation, molecular function: proton channel activity. The record is from RefSeq and is a predicted model, not a curated record. Lineage: Eukaryota; Metazoa; Chordata; Cladistia; Polypteriformes; Polypteridae. The transcript has 8 exons. Bases 1 to 1962 code for a protein of 653 amino acids.
AUGGGAACACAUGUGAACAAGAGAAAUUCAGUCUGCAGUAGGCAGAGAUUUGAUUUUAACGUCGGGCGCUGUAAACUUCAGAGAGAGGUACGUGUGGCAAUGAGUCAGAAAAACAUGGAAACACCCGGACCUUCUUCGUAUCAACCACCAGUGGAACAACUGAAAGCUGAGACUCUGUGCUCACAGGACACCAGUAUCUCUGCAUUCUUUAAUCCAAGUGUCUCUCAUGAAGCAAAUUGGCAUGAAAGCAGUGGACCCAAAACUGCCUCUCUUCUUUCCCUUCUCUACCUAAUUUUCAUCUCCCUUGUGGGUGUUGCCAUCCUUUUGUCUGAGAUGCCAUGCCAUCUCCCACACAGCCCUCGAGCCCAUGGUUUCCUUAUGUUACUUAUGCUGGGCACCUCGGCCUGGAUGCUAUGCUUUGUAUUGGAAUUUAGGAAAAAGAAAAAAGAACAACUCUUUCAAGACCACCAUGCUGGAGCCAGCUGGCUUAAAGCUGGCCUGGCUCUCUUUGCCUUGGUGACUCUCAUCUUGGACUGUGUUUAUUUUGGCUACCAACAGGAGAUUCUCCAGUGCACCUCCCCACUGAUGGUGGCUUUCCCAUUAGUGCAGGCAAUGUAUACUAUCAUGCAGGUAUUUUUUCUACUUUCAUUUGCUAAAAUCUGCAUUCAAGAUCACUGCUGCUUCCACAGAUUUGGCUUGAUGCACUCUUUAGCUACAAAUAUUCUACUAUGGAUGAAUGCAGUCCUGGAUGAAUCCUCAAAUCACCUCAAGGACCUCUUUAAUGUAUUAGUGGAAGAGUGUCAGAACCAGACCAACAUUACAGAUGCCCUGAGCAGUUGUUCCUGUUCGUCUGACCUGUGUCAUGUUUAUCACAAAGCGGUCACCUACCUGCAGCCCUUCAAUAUUGAAUUUAGCCUUUUCUCCUCUGCCUUGCUCUAUGUAAUGUGGAAAAACAUUGGACGGAUAUCCGAACACUUCAAAGUCCCAGAUAAGACAGAACAUCAACUCAGAUUCCGCAUUAAUACAGCUUUUCCCGGAUUGCUGUUGGGUGGUGUGGUUUUGUCUGCUACCCUGGGUUGCAUGAUUGCAUCUGGUGUGCUUUUCAAAGCAGAAGAUACCUUAGCACGGUCUUUACAGACAUAUUAUAUUUUUAACUUAACUCUGCUUUCAUUAAUGUUUUUGGCAUCAUGUGUGGGUUCAAUAACCCACAGAUUCAAAAAGAAGCCAGCUUUCACCAUCAGGACAAAAAAUAUAGUGAGACACCUGGAUAUAACACUUCUUAUAAGCUGCUCUUGUGGGCCAAUGAUCACUUCUGUAUUCUCAAUGACUGCUUUGUUCUUCUCGCCACCUUUGGGAUUUUUAAGCUCCUUGAAUCUGUUUUUCUCCAUAUUUAAAAUAUUACAGAUCCUGGGGCAGAAUCUCUUUAUCACUGAAGCACUAUUCUGUGUACCUGGGAAAAACAAAGAAUUUAGUGAAACUCACUGGAAUUAUUUGGAAUCUCCACAGUCCACUCCACAGUUCACAAAUGUUGGAGUUGUUAAUGAGGCAUUUGAGAAUGAAACUAAAUGCAGUUUGUCUUCCACAUCAGACAAAAACCUCCAGCUGAAGAUGGCAGAAGCAAAACAAUGCCAAAUGACUUUGCUUCAAAAUAUGCCUUGCAUGGUAACAACUGUCCCUCUACAGACCUUCUCCUUGCCUACAGGAAGGAAAGGCAGAUUAACAAGUGUCAGAGCGAAGAUAAUACAAAAUAUUUCUGCAUUUCUCCUUCUUAGUAACAUUGCUGUGUGGAUUCUGUACUCCUAUGGAACACGUCCUCAUUUGGUCAGCAAGACAGAGCGGGACUUCUAUGGUUCAAUUCUCUGGACAAUGGUGGUCAAUUCCUGCCAGCCCCUUGGCAUCUUCUAUCACAUGCACUCAGCGGCCAGCCUGUUUGAGGUGUACUGCAAAUCCUUAAAAAAUUGAUGACCAGUUUUACACCAUGUCUUCCCAAGAUGUACCGUUGCUAUUAUAUGCAUGUUUGUUUGCUUUACUGAGGAGAAAAUACAAAAAAAGAAUUUAACUGUCUUGUGACAUAUAGCAAUAAAACAAGUAACUAACUAACUAACAAAUCAAAUAAUGUGACUACAAUAGAAAAGUAA